UAUAGCCGCUUCCGCCGUAUGUUUUCGGAGGCGCACGGUAACAACGAUUUGUUGUCGCAAGUUUUCUCCUGAUGUUACGAAGUGCGCGAAAAAAUUUUCAGUCGCGUUGAUUACGUCGUCUCUCUUGAAGUGUUGUGCGGGGCAUCGUAUUUGCUGUGUUGUGAAACGUGAGAGACGCCCGAGAGUGAUUCAUCGCCGAAGAAAUGGCCACGGCCAUGGAAAAGCACCUCUUCAACCUCAAGUUUGCGGCCAAAGAGCUCGAGAGGAAUGCCAAGAAGUGUGAGAAAGAAGAGAAGGUGGAGAAGACCAAGCUGAAAAAGGCAAUUCAGAAGAACAACCUUGAAGGUGCCCGUAUCCAUGCAGAAAACUCAAUCCGGCAAAAGAACCAGGCACUCAACUAUCUCCGCAUGGCAUCGCGGGUCGAUGCCGUGGCGAGCCGUGUGCAGACGGCAGUCACCACCAAGAAAGUCACCAGCUCCAUGGCCGGCGUUGUCAAGUCGAUGGAUGCUGCCAUGAAGAGCAUGAACCUGGAAAAGAUCUCUGGCCUGAUGGACAAGUUUGAGAAGCAGUUUGAGGACCUGGACGUGCAAGCGUCAUGCAUGGAGGACACCAUGAGUUCCACCACCACAGUCACUGCCCCGCAGCACGAGGUCGAGGGCCUCAUGCAGCAGGUGGCUGACGAGGCUGGCCUGGAGUUGAACAUGGAGCUGCCCCAGGGUGUGAACAGCACUAUCGGCCAGUCGACAGCAGCCUCAACAGAACAGGACGAGCUAACACAACGCCUUGCCAAGCUGAGGCAGCUGUGAUCAACGUGUGUGCGUUCGUCAACGUUUGCACACAUCACCUGAAGCUGCAUGGACAAUCCCAUUCAACUGGUGCACAGCUUCUCUUUUUUUUCUUCUUUCCCUUGUGUCAAGAGCAACCCAAGCUUGAUCUUCCGAAGGGCAGCAGCACUGCAUCUCUAAUGCUGCAACCAGAUGAAGCACUUCUGGAAACUCAAAAUCAUGGAACCAUGCUGGAGGAGUUGGCUUUCCUUACAAGUUUCCUUUGCAUUACAAGUUUUUUUCUUUUUCUCUUUUUUUUUCUUGUACAUAGAAAAAUUUUGACAGCGAUGUAUAAAUGUCUAGAUGCCCUCUUGCACAGCCUUCAGUGUCAUCUUUUAUAUAUUCAACGCUUUCUUAUUGGCAAGGAGUAAUUAAAGUUUUUGCAUAGCUGUGGCUGUCACUGACCAAUUGUGGCAUGUGUAAUGUGCUUGCUUCACUGGGCAACUGAGAAUCGUGAUUUAUAUAUUUCAAAGGCAUAACAUGUGAUAGGCUAAGCAUAACAAGUAAUAUUCUCUUAAACGCACCUAUUGGACAUGCUCGGCAGUUUUGUUUUUCAGCAGCAGUUAGUGCAACAAAAUGAGGGCCAAGAUUGAAGCCGCAAUACCUGCUAGUGUUUCGCGGUAAUGGUAUUCUCACAAUUUGCAGUAGUACUAUUGUUGUCAUAUUUAUAGGUUCCUAGAUGUUUGCACACAGCUGUUGUUAGAAAUAUGUGUUUUUAAGCAAAUAAAGAAAGCUUUUGCAGAUUGUAUUACAGCAUCUA
Messenger RNA from Rhipicephalus microplus (southern cattle tick), 1584 nucleotides. RefSeq names its product charged multivesicular body protein 1 (gene Chmp1). Gene Ontology annotation, biological process: vacuolar transport. Lineage: Eukaryota; Metazoa; Arthropoda; Arachnida; Ixodida; Ixodidae. The record is from RefSeq and is a predicted model, not a curated record.